This is a messenger RNA of Chenopodium quinoa (quinoa), 2386 nucleotides long. RefSeq names its product probable E3 ubiquitin-protein ligase ARI7. Gene Ontology annotation, molecular function: zinc ion binding; ubiquitin protein ligase activity; ubiquitin conjugating enzyme binding. NCBI's taxonomy places the organism in Eukaryota, Viridiplantae, Streptophyta, Magnoliopsida, Caryophyllales, Amaranthaceae. Gene Ontology annotation, biological process: protein polyubiquitination; ubiquitin-dependent protein catabolic process; positive regulation of proteasomal ubiquitin-dependent protein catabolic process. The transcript has 3 exons. The coding region runs from base 296 to 1936 and encodes 546 amino acids. Gene Ontology annotation, cellular component: cytoplasm; ubiquitin ligase complex. The record is from RefSeq and is a predicted model, not a curated record.
GGGAGCUGUAAAGAAGAAUUGUUAUUUUAAACGUUUAUAUAAAGGGCAAAAUCUAAAACUACCCUAAUUGACAAAAGCAAAGGAUAAGGAACUCACCCUUCUUAAGCUUUAAACUCCUUUGGCUACGUACCUCCUUCACUCAUCGGCUUGUUUCAAAUAAAGCUUCAAUUUUUCUCGAUCUCUGGCCUCUCGCUCUCCAUCUAUCUCCACCCCAAUUUAAUUUCUCUAUCGAAUCUUUGUGGGAAAGCAAAUCAGAAGUUUGUGGAAAUUACGAGGUAUCUGUAAAGAAUCUACCAUGGACUACUUGAGUGGCUAUGUAUCCAAUGAAGACUUCUACGAAACCGAUGACGAUUACUCCGACGACAAGGCCAAUGCAAACUACACCAUCUUAGACGAAGCCGAGAUUCGACGUCGUCAAGAGGAGCAAAUCUCUCACAUCUCCUUACUCUUAUCACUAUCCAAUGAUCAAGCAAGCCUCUUGCUUUACCAUUACAAUUGGAAGGUUGAUAAGUUGCAAGACGAUUGGUUUGCGGAUGAGCACGCGGUUCGUGACAAAGUCGGGCUAUUGAUCAACCCUAUUAACGAUAAAAACAUUGAUAAUGAAAACGAAGAAGAUGAUACUUGCAAAAUUUGUUACGACGAGUUGGAACCUGCAAACUGUCGAUCCGUGUCGUGUGGACACAAGUUUUGUGUUGUAUGUUGGAAGAGUUACAUAAGUGUGGCUAUUAACGACACGGGUGCUGGUGUUUUGUCCCUCAAAUGCCCGGCAAUUAAGUGUCAAGCUGCUGUGACUCGCGAUUUGAUUGUUGAGUUGGUUUCGAAAGAGGAGAAGGAGAAGUUUGAUGAAUAUUUUGUAAGGUCUUUUGUGGAAGGUAGGAAGAAUACUACUAAGUGGUGUCCUGCGCCGGGUUGUGACAAAGCUGUGGAAUUUGUGCUUACAGACGGCGAUAGCCAUAGGUAUGAUGUUACAUGUGUGUGUUCGCGUGCCUUUUGUUGGAAUUGCGGGGAGGAGACUCAUAGACCGGUGGAUUGUGAGCUUGUUGCGAAGUGGACCUUGAAGAAUUCAUCGGAGGCUGAGAACACAAAAUGGAUACUUGCAUAUGCUAAGCCUUGUCCCAUGUGCAAGCGCCCUAUUGAGAAGACUGUUGGAUGCAAUCAUAUGACUUGUUCUGCCCCUUGCAGGUUUGAGUUCUGUUGGUUGUGCCUAGGGAGUUGGUACGAUCAUAUGGGGUGCAACAGAUUCAGAGUAGAGGAUAGAGAUAUCGAUGAAAAAAUGAGGAAACAUGCGCAACUAUAUAUUAGAAGAUACUCACAUUAUUACGAAAGGUGGGCAAGCAACCAUAAAUCGCGACAAAAAGCCAUGGAUGACUUGCAAAGAGUUGAGGAGCAUGAUCUGAGCAAGCUGAGUGGCAGGGUGAAUACUCCUACAACACAACUAGAAUUCGUCGUACAAGGGUGGAAGGAAAUCAUAGAGUGUAGGAGAGUACUGAAGUGGACUUACGCGUAUGGGUACUACUUAGAGGAGGACAAAAAGGAGGACAAAGACUUUAAGAUAAAAAAAGAAUUGUUCGAGUUUUUGCAAGGUCAAGCUGAGACUCAGCUUGAGAGGCUUCAUUCUUGCGCUGAGAUAGAACUGUCGCGUUUCCUUAAAGAUGUUGAUGGAGACGACGAUGAUAGAACAAUGUACAACCCUGAUGAUAUGGAUUUCAGCAAGUACCGUGCUAAGCUGGUUGAUCUGACAAAGGUAACUGGUACACACUUUGAAGAGUUGCUUAAGGCGUUGGAGAAUGGUUUACCGGAAGUGGAUCUGGAUCGGAAGAUAGGGCGCAACACCUCGAAGAAGAGAAAGGAUUCGGCUUCUUCUUCACAAGGUCCUCAAGGUUGUGAUCAUUUGUUGUACGGCUCUUGGCAGUGUGAUCAGUGUACCCUUCAUUAAUAUAGGCACAGCUACUUCGUGUCGGAUGUGCUGUAAGGUUAAUGUUUUUUUAAGUUACUAGUACCAUUUACAAGACAUGGAAUUUUUGGUUUGAGACUUUGAGGUUUUUUUUUCGCUUGCUUUGAAUUGGAAUUUGUGAACAAAAAUGUCACAGUAUUAUGAUUCAGUAAAUUAUCCUUUUAAACUUUUAUAUUUUCAUGUGUUUGGUUUUUUCUUUUAAUUGAUUUUUACAUCUUUUGUUUGGAGAUUUUACUCUUCAGUAGCUAAUUAAGCUUUGAGCCAUGACUGAAGUCAGGGGUGGUUCUGAGCAUGUGCAGGGUGGUCGAUUGCAUAGAGUCCCUAAGUGAAACUACUAUAAAAGGAUUCCGGUUUUUUGAAUUUAGUAACAUAUUAUUCCUUAAAAAAAAAUAUUUUAGGGUUCAAUUUAACAAAAUUGCACCGGGACACUUU